This is a messenger RNA of Schizophyllum commune H4-8, 700 nucleotides long. RefSeq lists its product as uncharacterized. Lineage: Eukaryota; Fungi; Basidiomycota; Agaricomycetes; Agaricales; Schizophyllaceae. The record is from RefSeq and is a predicted model, not a curated record. Bases 48 to 377 code for a protein of 109 amino acids. Gene Ontology annotation, biological process: protein import into mitochondrial matrix; protein insertion into mitochondrial inner membrane. Gene Ontology annotation, cellular component: TIM23 mitochondrial import inner membrane translocase complex. The transcript is spliced from 4 exons.
GCAUUUCUCCUCAACGCGAUCGCGACGAAGUGCAGCGGACCAGAGCCAUGCAGCGCAGCGCCAGCCAUGAACCUUCCGUAUGGCAGAAGCGUAAGAUGGGCUUCAUCAUGGGGGCAGGUGUGGGUUUGACGACGGGGUUCAUCUUUGGGUCGUAUACUAUCCUUCGAGGUGGUGCCGGCCCGCGCGGUGCGCUCUCGACGCUGUCGCAGUACAUGCUCGCUAGUGGCGGCAUGUUCUCCUUCUUCCUGGCCGUCGGCUCGGUUUUGCGGAACGACUCUGCUAUCGACUUCCCCGUCCAUGGUCGCGUGCCGGUCCAUAUCUCCCCAGCAGCGAUUAUGCGGGAACGCUGGGAACAGGACAGACGUAGCAGGUCCUGAACAUACCAGUGCUUGUUCACCUUGUUGACGCCUUCCGACGGCGCCUACCCAUCUACUUUCGAGUACAUAACUGCUCUGAUCUCAACUCCUAAUGGCAUAUUGUAGUAUAUUCGUUCAUCUCUCCACUACAUCCGUCAGCGUCAGCCUUGUUGCGACUACUGUAGAGCACAACUCCCAUGGCAGCAGUUCCCCCACAUACGUAUACGCAGGCCCAGAUGCUGGACCGGGACGUACCGAUGACGUCGAAGUGCCUCCCGGCAAACGCCGAUACCAGGCCACGCGUGGUUGAACUUCAACACUCGAUCCUUGUCUUCGGCCGCAUA